This is a messenger RNA of Melanotaenia boesemani (Boeseman's rainbowfish), 1756 nucleotides long. RefSeq names its product cholinergic receptor, muscarinic 2a (gene chrm2a). Gene Ontology annotation, molecular function: G protein-coupled acetylcholine receptor activity. The record is from RefSeq and is a predicted model, not a curated record. The coding region runs from base 242 to 1756 and encodes 504 amino acids. NCBI's taxonomy places the organism in Eukaryota, Metazoa, Chordata, Actinopteri, Atheriniformes, Melanotaeniidae. The transcript is spliced from 3 exons. Gene Ontology annotation, biological process: adenylate cyclase-activating adrenergic receptor signaling pathway; regulation of heart contraction. Gene Ontology annotation, cellular component: plasma membrane.
UGGAGCCCGACCCGCCCAUCGCUUCCCUCUGUCAAAGGAAGUCUCUGGUGCUACACUGAGCACACACUCUUUGAAAGUGCCAAUCAAGCACGAGAAAGCUAGACGACUUGCUUAACACUCUCUAUUCUUUUUGCCGUCCUCAUUUUUCCUGCGUUUUUUCAUGGGCUUUCUGAGCGUUCCUGUACACCAACAACAUGCUGGUUCCAUCUGAGUAGGAGGUGGCAACAAAAGACCAAAUGCCAUGGAUGCACUUAAUUUCACAUACUGGAAUGCCUCUGAAGGCAAUGAGACAGAAGUUGUGGAAGAAAGUGAAAGCGCCUACAAGACUGUGGAGGUGGUGUUCAUCGUGUUGGUGGCUGGUUCCCUCAGUUUGGUCACAGUUAUUGGCAAUAUCCUGGUCAUGCUUUCCAUCAAAGUUAAUAGGAACCUUCAAACUGUCAACAAUUAUUUUUUAUUCAGCCUUGCAUGUGCUGACCUAAUUAUUGGACUAUGCUCUAUGAACUUGUACACAGUUUACAUAGUAAUCGGCUACUGGCCACUGGGGCCGGUGGUGUGUGACUUGUGGUUAGCCUUGGACUAUGUAGUCAGCAAUGCAUCUGUCAUGAAUCUUCUCAUCAUCAGUUUUGACAGAUACUUCUGUGUCACUAAGCCCCUCAGCUACCCUGUAAAAAGGACCACCAAAAUGGCGGGGAUGAUGAUUGCUGCUGCCUGGGUCCUUUCAUUUAUCCUCUGGGCACCAGCUAUUCUAUUCUGGCAGUUCAUUGUUGGUGGGCGGACAGUGCCUGAAAAGGAGUGCUAUAUCCAGUUCUUUUCCAAUGCUGCUGUGACUUUUGGUACAGCCAUUGCCGCCUUUUACCUGCCUGUCAUCAUUAUGAUCCAGCUAUACUGGCAGAUCUCCAGAGCGAGUAAGAGCCGUGUGAAGAAGGAUAACCGCAAGCCAUCAGGAGCCAACCCAGAAGCUCUGUCGUCCGGCCAGAGGAGAAAUAGCACACCCAAACCCAACAACAACAAUGUACCGGGGGAGGACGCAGGACAUUCCCAGAACCAGAGCGCUGAUGAUGGAGCCUGCCAGCAUGAUGGGAAACUGCAGAAUGGCAAAGGACCUUCCUCCACCACCGCUGAUGGGGAAACCGAAGGUGAAGAUCUGACCAGGGAGAACUGCGCUGCAGGAGAGGCAGCAGAGGAGAAAGAGAGCUCCAAUGACUCAACAUCUGGCAGUGUGGCUGCUUCCAAUCAGAAGGAUGAGGAACCAGCACCGUCCACAGCCAACUCCAGUGCUGAGACAAGUCAAAUCCCACGUCAGCGAGCCAAGGCAGGGGGCUCCAAACUGACCUGCAUCAAGAUCAAGACUAAGUCACCAAAAGGUGACUACUACACACCAUCAAAUGCCACAGUUGAAAUUGUCCCGACCUCAGAGCGGCAAAACCAUGUAGCAAGGAAGAUCGUGAAGAUGACUAAACAACCUCCAAAUAAGAAAAAGAAAGGAGCACCAUCACGGGAGAAGAAAGUUACCCGCACCAUAAUGGCCAUCCUGGUAGCUUUCGUAGCCACCUGGACUCCAUAUAAUGUAAUGGUGCUUAUUAACACCUUUUGCUCCAGCUGUAUCCCCAACACAGUAUGGACUAUUGGUUACUGGCUGUGUUACAUCAAUAGCACCAUCAACCCAGCCUGCUACGCCCUGUGCAAUGUCACUUUUAAAAAGACAUUCAAACAUCUUCUCCUCUGCCAGUACAAAAAUAUUAGGUCAGCCAGAUAA